CACCUCACCGCAGCCAUGGCCGUCGAGCGACCCGUGCGGCUGGUGCUGGACGCGUCCCUCCUCCUCCUCGAUCCGGUCGCGGGCGGCGGUACAGGGGAGGUGGCGCCGGCUCUGCGGCCCGGGGCGGAGGCGCUGCUCCGGCGGCUGCGCUACUCCAAUCUCGGCGUGGCAAUUUGCAGUCCGAAGGAAAUGCCAAUGAAUGUGUCAGAUUUUCUGGAAAAGACAGCAAAUGUGCACUCCUUUGGAUAUACAUUACUACCUGCUCCAAGUGGGAACAUUUUACUAGAUGAGUCGAUGUUAGAAUGGAGCAGAUCAAGUUCCUGUUUUUAUGCUACUUCCAGAGUGGAUGAAGAUUUGUGUUCUGCCCUUCAGAGUCAUAAGUGGAGGGUUAUUGCUGUAGAUAAUGAACGCGGAACAGAGGAUUCUGAAGUUGUAAAUAUUAGCAAGCUUGAAGAGCUGCUUCUCACUUUGGCUACUUUAAUAAAAAAGGAAAUAUCUAGCUCAUCUGUUUUGAUGGUUGGCUAUGCAAUGAAACAAUCCCGUGAACAAGACUUCGCCAAGAGAGGAGCAUUCCCCCUUUAUCCUAGUAAAAAUGGGCUUAUCUUCGUCCCACUCUCAUUUGAACUUCCUUUAGCUUCUCAACUUAAUGAAGUUGACAUGAUCCUCCACAAAAUGACUGAUGAGAUCGUCAGCAUUGACCCAGACUGCUCCAUCAGUUUUCCCAAGGGGAUCUCAUUUUCUGCAGGAAUGUCUGAAAUUAUAAGGUUUAUGGAAGAGUACCCUGAUUUUUGUAUCAUUGAUCCAUUCAAAAACAUUUCCCCAUUGUUGGAUCGUCUUCAGAUUCAAGAAAUUCUAGUUAGAUUGCAAGAACUUGGCACUGAAGGAAGGCCCAAACUCAGAGCACCCCAUUCGUUGAAGGUAAAAAACUUCCAUGGCAGUGAGUUACAGAAGCAACUGGCGGAAACUAAUUUAUCAUUUCCACUCAUUGUGAAGCCACAAGUAGCAUGUGGAGUUGCGGAUGCGCACAAUAUGGCAUUAGUUUUUCAAGUCGAAGAAUUUAGCAACCUUAGUGUGCCUCUUCCAGCUAUUCUACAGGAAUACAUUGAUCAUGGAUCCAAGAUAUUUAAAUUUUAUGUAAUUGGAGACAAGGUUUUCCAUGCCGUCAAGAACUCCAUGCCCAAUGCAAGUUUGCUAAAAUCGUCAUCAGGAGAUGAACCUCUUACGUUUAACAGUCUGAAGACUCUUCCAGUGGCUACCAAGGAGCAGCUACUGCAGAACAGGGUACAAGAUAACAAAUCUCUGGACAUCGAUGUAGUGGAAAAGGCUGCAAAAUUUCUUAGGGAAUCACUUGGACUAACGAUUUUUGGGUUUGAUGUUGUCGUUCAAGAGGGUACUGGAGACCAUGUCAUAGUGGACCUAAACUAUCUUCCAUCCUUCAAAGAAGUUCCUGACUCUGAGGCGAUGCCCGCGUUCUGGGAUGCAAUCAGGCAGUCAUACGAGUCGAAGAAAGGGAAGGGACAAACUUAGCCAAAAGCCUCGAUGAAAAUCAUAUACAAUAUCGGCGACGACAUCCACACCAUUUGGUGGAGAACACUACUCCUUUGUGUUGAGUUGACUCGCUGUCUAGAAGCAACAGCUUGUCUCUUAGAAUCGUAGAGUACUUCGAAACUUUGCAGGCGGAGAUGUACACAAAUAAUCCAGGAACGAAAACAGAAAUAAAGCUCAAUUGUGGAUCAGUUCAAUUAAGUUUAACCUCCUUCUUUUGUUGUA
Molecule: messenger RNA, 1770 nt
Organism: Lolium rigidum
Lineage: Eukaryota; Viridiplantae; Streptophyta; Magnoliopsida; Poales; Poaceae
Product: inositol-tetrakisphosphate 1-kinase 6
Exons: 12
Coding region: 16-1527 (503 amino acids)
Biological process (GO): inositol trisphosphate metabolic process
Cellular component (GO): cytoplasm
Molecular function (GO): inositol-1,3,4-trisphosphate 6-kinase activity; ATP binding; inositol-3,4,5,6-tetrakisphosphate 1-kinase activity
Source: RefSeq, a predicted model, not a curated record